This is a messenger RNA of Entrophospora sp. SA101, 2952 nucleotides long. NCBI's taxonomy places the organism in Eukaryota, Fungi, Glomeromycota, Glomeromycetes, Entrophosporales, Entrophosporaceae. The record is from the annotation of a GenBank genome assembly.
AUGUCGUCACCCAAGGAACAAAUUAAUCCAAUAAUUAACAUCGAUAAUAGAUACUUGGGAACUUUGUUCAGACAAACCACCGAUCGUAAUGCACAAGAUCGUUACAAAGAUGUUAGUCAGGAAGACUUGUUUCCUUUCAUGCAAGAAAAACAUAUACCUUUACCACAAUCUUUACAAACUAUUAUUGAUUGGAAUGCUAUACACAGCGACAAGAUACAUUGUUUCUUAGGUUGUUUUCCUUAUACCUACUUUGUUUAUUUUGUAAUUGAGAAUAACUUAUUUAUUUGGGAAUAUGAAAAGGGCAAUGAUGCAUCAGCUAUAGGUCAUAUAGAUUUUAGUCCGGACCAAGGCAAAUUUAUAAAAAGUGUAGGUCUUGUUAAGCCUAGACUAGAUCGUUGGAUUGAUAAUGCUCAAUAUGUUUUAGUUAUAGCUACUGACAAAUCAUUGCAUGUGUUUGGUUUGACUAUUUCAGAAAGUCAAGGGAUCACCUUUCAUGAUAUGUCUUCACCAAAUUAUAAAACAGAGAAUUAUAGUAAAAAAACAAUUGGUUCAAUAGUUGGUACUGAUAAUGGUAGAAUAUUUUUAAUAGAUGAUGGUGAACUUUGUGAGUUGAUAUAUGAUGAUGAGCGUUGGUUUAAUGAGCCUUGCAGACUGGAAGUUCAUUCUCUCAAUAUUAUCAAUUCAACCCUAAGAUUUAUAAAAGGUGGUUACUCUAAUUUUAAAUCUUGUGUAGUUGAUGAUACGCGUAAUAUGGUCUAUGCUAUGGCUGAUGAUUAUAUUGCAGCUUAUUAUAUGUCAAAAGAUGAUAGCUCCUUAAAAUCUGUAGGUACUUAUUCAUUACAGGAGCAUAAUUCAUUACUAAAAGGAACACUUGUUUCAAUACAUUCAAUAUACAAUACAGACUCUCCUUAUUUCUGGUUAUUGGCUGUAACAAGCACUGGUCAUCGUGGCUAUUUUACUUGUUAUCUUGACAAUAGAAGUUUUAAUUGGUGGCUAUAUUAUGAAUCUCCUUCCACCUUAAAAUUUAAAGAACCUAAUGGCAAAGACAAUUCAUCCUAUAAAUUAACCUAUACUUCACCGAAUCAUGGCUCCAUGUUUCUAAAAUUUAUUCAAAACAAGGAUCAUAUUUUUUCAGAGUAUUAUUUUUCUGUUGCCUUCAAAAAUGUUUGGACUAUGCAAGAAAUUUAUAAUCCUUUAUAUAAUCCAAAAAAAUUUGAUGAAUACUCUAGUGAAUUAAUUAGCCAAUUUGUUUUGCCUCAAAGAAGAUUUCUUAUAUAUACAUCAUCAGGAAUUUAUAUUUGGGCUAAGAAAAGACCUGUUGAUUACUUGAAAGAAAUAUUAUUAAAAAAUCAACAAAAUCUUUUAAAUGAUUUCCUUACAAAUUAUGGUCCUGAACAAACUACUGCAAUGUGCCUUUUGAUAGGAAAUGAUCAAAGUCAUCUUUUUUUUCAACAUUUUAAAUUAGGCUUUAAUCAAUUAUAUGAAGGUUUGGCAUUUUGUCUAUCAAGAAUUUUAAGGCCUAUUUGGCAUCAAAAAAUUAUUAGAUCCAUUCGUGUUCUUGGAAAUGUUAAUAAAGUACAUGUAAACAUACCAUCAGAAAUACUUGUUGAUGUGGAAAAAAAAUUAAAACAUUUAAAAACAUUCUUUGACAGCCAUCCUUAUUACAAAAAGCCACCAUCUCAAAUACAUUUAGAUUCCUCAACCAUCCAAAACAAUUCAAUAACCAUCCUAUAUGACUUUCUUGUUAAUAUGGCUGAUGCAAUUUCAUUCAUCUUAUUAAUGAUUGAAUAUAAUUUACCUGGGAUAAUUUCUAGUGUUUCAAAAAAUCUUCAACAACUAUUACUCCAAUCCACUUAUGAAGACUUGGUAACUGUUCAACAAGUAAGAAGUAGUUGGCAUGAUUUGGUAUUAGUAAUAAUUAAAAAUGAGAACAGUCCACAUAUAGAAAACCUCAGUAGGAAUUUAGAAACUAGAUGCCCGGCCUUUUGUAAUGUUUCUGAGGCAAAAAUGUAUCAAGGCUAUGAAGCUCUUCAAAAAGCAAAAAAAAAAAAGAAUGAGGAUGAACACAGCACUGACGAAGCACUAGGAAUUUCGCUAAAGUUGUUUUGUGAUUGUAUCAAUAUUUUGACAUACGGAACUUUAAAUAAUUUAUGUCAAGAAUAUAAAAAUUUAGGUUAUUAUGAAGGUGCAAUAGAACUUUUAUUGAAGGCAUCGCAAAGUUUUGAAUCCGCACCUGAAAAAAGAGCUUCAAUUCUUGAUCUCAUCAUAAAAACAUUAAGAGAUGCAGGUGUUUUUUCUGACACAAUGACGCAUAAUCCACAAAAAUAUAAUCCAGUUCUCCAAAAGGCUUUAAAUCUUGGCACAUCAUUAAAUGAUCAAGCAUUUCUUUUUGCUGUCUACGAUGAAUUUUUAAGAGCUGAUUCUAUACAACAACUUUUCAUUCCUCCUGCUCCAUUCCUCGAAGAUUAUUUAAAUUCAACAGGUGAUGGUAUCUCAUCUUCUAUUUCAAGAAGAAAAUUAGAAUUGUAUUGUGAUUUUUGUGUAGUGCAUCAACAAUAUAUUAGGGCAGCUGAAAUUAACGAGUAUUUGGCACAGAAAUCAGGGGAUGAUCUACUUUUGAAAGAUCGAUUACGUUAUUUAAGUCAUGCUGUUGGGCACAUAGAAAGUGCAAAAGAAUCAAAUGAAAAUGAAAGAAGUGUAAUUGUUCUAUUACAAAAAUAUCGUGCAGAGUUCAAGAUUGCACAAAUUCAAUUUGACAUUCUACAAGAUAUAGAAAAAAUCUCAGAGGAAGAGUACAGUAAUAAUGCAACCUCCUUUAGAAAACCAACUAAAACUGAAUCAAUAUCACUACUUAAUCAACAUCUUUUAGAUGCAAAAACUUUAUUAAAUGACUUUAUUAUACCUUAUGAUUUAAAAGAAAGAAAAUCAGAGUUGACGCGAGUUUAUGUCUAA